AUGAGCGGAGGACUUUUUCCCACGCUCCGCGGAAGACGCACGUUGAUUGAAACUCAGGAUAAGACGAUUACAGUGUACUGUGAGCUUACAAGUGAUGGACAUGCUGACCCAGCAGAAGCUUGUGAUGCUAUCAUCCUCCACAACACCUACCGAGCCAACCACAACGCUGCUCCUUUCGGAAUUCCCUCGGCCGCACUUUGCCAAGGAGCUCAGGCUUGGGCCGAUAGCGAAGCAGCCGCUAAUGCAGGAGGGCAUACUGGAAUGACGCAUUCGGCUAUCUCUGACCGACCAGGCGAAGGGGAAAAUAUGGCCUGGUCGUCUGCCACUUCUGGUUUUACCCUUUCGGCUGCCACUACUCUUUGGCAAGCCGAGGAUGCUUACUGGAAUUUCGAUGAUCACCAGGAAUGCACCAUGAGUCCUCUGUCCUGCCCAUCAUGUGACUUUGGGCCGAACCCUAACUCAUUUGGUGAUUGUGGUCACUUCACUCAGAAUGUCUGGAAGGCGACUACAAGUGUCUGUGUCGCUAAGGCCGUUAAUUCUGAAGGUACCUACAUCGUUGCCCGAUAUGAGCCAGGAGGAAACAUAAUGGGACAAUUUGUGGCGCAAGUUGACAGCGCAGGACCACUCGAUGGCGUCUAUGUAGGAGAACCACAUCAGUCUGGAAUUGGAUUUCCUUAA
Messenger RNA from Oikopleura dioica, 678 nucleotides. NCBI's taxonomy places the organism in Eukaryota, Metazoa, Chordata, Appendicularia, Copelata, Oikopleuridae. The record is from the annotation of a GenBank genome assembly.